This is a messenger RNA of Alligator mississippiensis (American alligator), 5683 nucleotides long. RefSeq names its product CD36 molecule (gene CD36). The record is from RefSeq and is a predicted model, not a curated record. The transcript has 15 exons. The coding region runs from base 385 to 1797 and encodes 470 amino acids. Gene Ontology annotation, biological process: low-density lipoprotein particle clearance; lipoprotein transport; receptor-mediated endocytosis. NCBI's taxonomy places the organism in Eukaryota, Metazoa, Chordata, Crocodylia, Alligatoridae. Gene Ontology annotation, molecular function: scavenger receptor activity; low-density lipoprotein particle binding; low-density lipoprotein particle receptor activity. Gene Ontology annotation, cellular component: cell surface; cytoplasm; caveola.
CAGCAGGGGAGACACUAGACAGAGGAGUGACUGGUGAUAUUACAGGGUUGAAAGAGGAACAAGAAGCUUUAGGGUGGGAAGCAGUGAAGAAAACUGGAGGACUAUUUCAGCUGAAGCACUGAGAAAAGGAAGAAGAGAGCCUGCCAAUAAGCCACAGGCUAUUCUUGGAAAAGCCAAGCUGAAGCUAGUCAGAGGGACCUCAAGGAAGACAAAGGAAGAAGGGAAAUCCUGCUGGCAGUGGUAUUGACAGCAGCUCUCCCUCAAUACAGCAGCUUCUCUCAGUAAGAACUGCUUGUGCAUUGGGACCACGGAGGUAUAACAGGAUUCCAAGGCUAGAAGAAAGAACGCAUCCACAACCAACACACGGCCUGGAACAGACACAGAAUGGGCUGCAACAGAAACUGUGGUCUACUCACUGGGGCUAUCAUUGGAGCAGUGCUGGCUAUCUUUGGAGGAGUCUUAAUACCACUUGGCGAUUACUUUAUUACCAGUACAAUAAAGAAGGAAGUUGUUAUUGAGAAUGGUACAAUUGCUUAUGAAAACUGGAUUGUGCCAGGAAGUCCUGUUUACAGGCAAUUUUGGAUCUUUGAUGUGCAAAAUCCAGCAGAGGUGAUGAAUGGAUCACAGCCAAUACUCCAGCAAAAAGGGCCUUACACAUAUAGGGUGCGAUAUUUACCCAAAAUAAACAUCACUCAAAAUCCUGACCACACAGUGUCUUAUAUGCUGCCAAAUACUGCUCGCUUUGAACCGACUAUGUCAGCUGGGACAGAAAAUGACACUGUUACAUGCAUUAAUCUGGCUGUUGUCGCUGCCCCUGCCCUGUAUACAAACACUUUCAUUCAAUUACUGCUAAACACUUGGAUUAAGGCUUCCAAUUCAGCCAUGCUGCAGAACAGAACUGUGAAAGAAAUACUGUGGGGCUAUAAGGAUCCAUUCUUGGAGAAAGUCCCCUUCCCUCUGGACUCAACACUUGGUGUCUUCUACCCUUAUAAUGGAACAUCUGAUGGAUCCUACAGAGUUUAUAAUGGGAAGGAUGACAUAAGCAAGACUGCAAUAAUUGAUUCCUAUAAAAACAAAAGAAAUCUUUCGUACUGGGAAGGUCAUUGUGACUUGGUCAAUGGAACAGAUGGGUCAUCAUUUCCUCCCUUUGUUAAGAAAGAUUCAGUACUGCGUUUCUUUUCCUCUGAUAUUUGCAGGUCCAUCUACGGCAUCUUCACGAGUGACCAGGUUGUGAAGGGGAUCCACCUCUACCGUUUUACUGUUCCUAGUGCAGCAUUUGCAUCUCCCCUUGUAAAUCCAGAUAAUUUGUGUUUCUGCACCGAUCGUGUUAUAUCAAAUAACUGUACAUCUGCGGGAGCCCUAGACAUUAGCUCCUGCAAAGCAGGGAGGCCAGUAUUUAUUACCCUUCCCCAUUUUCUCUUUGCCAGUGAUGAUAUAAAAGAAAAUAUUGAAGGACUGAGCCCAAACAAGGAUGAACAUGAAACAUUUUUAGAUGUAGAACCUACAACUGGUUUUACAUUACAUUUUGCCAAAAGGCUGCAAGUAAACUUACUGGUGAAACCUGCACCAAAAAUCACAGCUCUUUCCAAAAUUAAAAAGCCCUACAUCUUUCCUCUUCUUUGGCUGAAUGAGACAGCUAUUAUUGGUGAUGACAAAGCGGAAAUGUUCAGAUCAAAAGUGACCUCUCGAAUCAACAUGCUCAAUAUACUGCAGAUAGGAUUAAUCAUUGCUGGUUCUGUGAUGUUCCUGGCAUUCAUGAUCUCAUAUUUUGUAUGCAGAUCAAAGAAAUUAAAAUAAACAGCAAAGGUCUUCUGAGGUUGGCAACAGUUGUCAUAUUUCUGACAGUUUAUUUUGUCACUGAUUUGUACUAAUCUGAUCCCAUAAUGUACUUUAUACAAACAAAUACACCAUGGAACUAAACAUACUUUUCUGUUCUGGGAAACACUGGCGACACAUAGGAGGUGCACGUGGGUGCAAGGGGGUGCACCCCCUGUGAAAAGGCAAUGCUGGUGUUGGCGGCACCUGUGGGCAGUCGCCGCUGGCCUUCUGCCCUCACUGCUGAUGCUGGUGGUGUCUGCGGGUGGUCCGCGAUCAUUGUUGGCUGCUGCCGCAGUUGCCAAUAGUGUCUGUGGGUGGCUGCUGACUACUGAUCGGCGCUCGGCACCCCCCACUCCACCACAAACAGUGCUGUGGCUGCCUACGGGAACUCCCCGCUUGCUGCUGCCAUGCUCCCACCACCACCAGUGCUGCCGUCACCUGCGGGAGCUUGCCGUGCCCCAGCCUCCGGGGGCACACGGUGUUCAUGCUAGGAAGAAAAUACAGGAUCCAUCUUACCAGCUAGAAACAGCUAAUGUUUCCAAAGGUACAUUUUUUCCAUGUCAUCAAAGAGGCCCAAAGUCAUACCCUGAAAUCGCUACCUUUGUAUAAACCUCUGUUACAUAAUAGUAAAAUAACAUUUAAAUUGGUUAAAAGCGAAAUCCAAUUUAGAGAGCAAUCUACCUUCCACCAUUCAUGCAGCUUGCUACUUUUCUUGUCUUGGGACUGCAAAAUAUAGGAAUGAAAGCCAUUUGCUGAUGUUCUAGCCUGAGCAUGGGUUGAGGAUGAUGACAUCAAACUCAUGUAGUGCUCAGUAAGCUACAUGCAAUUUUUUCCUUCCACUCCUUUAAGGAAUGGAAGCUGCUGCAAUAGAAUUGCUACCCUCUUGUCUGAGGUGUGAAUUUUAAUGAAUGUAAAGUUUAUUAUGUAGAGAGAUUAACUGUGUGUGAGUGUGUAUGUAUGUCAAUAAAAGACCUACUAUAAGAUUGUUUUAAACAAUGUAUGUACAGAACACCUGUUCAAAUACACACAUAUAUAUGUUCAUUUGCACACUAACAGUGGCAGAUCCAUAUCCAAAAUUGCUUCCCUUCUAACCAUCUCUUUCUGUCUCCUAAUUCCCAACCUUCAUCAACUGCACCCUCCUACUUGACCUUAGUUGCUGUUUUUUUCUGGCUGUUUCUCGGCCAACUGCCUUUCAUCUUGCAAAUUCAUUUUCAUCUCAACUUAUCCUUCUAUUCUAUCCUCCUCUCAGAUGACAUGAUCCAUUUUACCACAUCCGUAGGCAGGAUCAGUCUCUGGAGAAGUGAAAGCAGACCUGCUAACACCAGCACUGUCACUAGCAGUUGUCCCUUCCCGAUAUAGAGGAAUGCAAAGACAAAGAGUGCGGCCACAAACCUUUCUCUUACUAGGCAUGUACUGUGAUUGUGCAAGUGCAGCCAGCUCUUUAAUAGGAUGUAUCAUCCUGGUGGUUGACCCAAUGACUACUGAAAUCAGUGCUGUAUUUUCAUUGACUUCAGUGGAAUUGGGACCUACAACUCACUCUGAAGUAAGAAAGUCAGUUGUAACUCCCAUUCACUCAUUGAACUUAGGGAGACCUGCAUGAACUAAUGCUUCUCAAGAUUUGGUGUUUUCUCUCAAAAGGUGGUCGCAAAGGAAAUUAAAUUUAUGAUUACAUCAGCCAAUAUUCACAAAAACACAGCUUCAUUUGGUGAACCCUUAGCAUAACAUUCUGCAACGGAUGUUAAGCCAGGAAAAUCUUCCUUCCUAAGAGAGGAUAGGAUGAAAGAUGAGAAAGGGAAAAAUGGUUGAUGUGCUACUGUAUGUUCAGAACAUUCUGUGCUUGGAAAUAUGCCAUUCCCAUUGAAGUCAAGGAGAACUGACAAGAUAUUGUGAAAGGUCAGAUCCUUUCUAAACAAAAAUACAGCAUGAAGCCAAGGCUGAUCCAAACUUUACAGUAGGAUACGCAGAUGUUUGUCUUGCGGAAAAAAGCAAGCCUAUUAGGUAAGUGAGCCUAUCUAUCUAUCUAUCUAUCUAUCUAUCUAUCUAUCUAUCUAUCUAUCUUUUGAGAUCUGAUAUCAGUAUCCCAACCUCAUGUCUGUACAGCCAGAAAAAAGCAAGACUAUUUAUGAACUAUUGAGAAAACACUGAUUCUAUCAUAUAUUUCAGUUGUUAGAUCCUGCUCAAUGAGCAAUAGCCCCUGUGAUACAUUGAACAUGACCAUUGUAACAAAUAAUUAGAGCUGGCGAAAUUAUUCAUUUCUGAUAGUGGACCAAAUUCUGGUCUGAAAUUAAUGGAGCCAGGCUGCUUAAUCAAAUGAAAAAUCACUCAAGUGAUUCUGGAACAAUUUGUCUCUGUUUGUCUUUGCUAACCAUUUGCAUUCUUAUUUCCAUAAAUCUAUUCCCAUGCACAUAUUCUCCGUGAAUUGUUCUUUUUUAAGUAAAUCACAGGCAACAUGUUGCUUACAAGCUAUUUGCACUGAAUCUCUUUUCCAUGGAUUUCACCUUGUGUAGUCAUUCGGGCAAAAUGAUUGCAAUGAGGCUGCCUCUGUCCACCCUUGAGUAAUGAAACACUUGUGGAGCUCUCAAAGGCUCAGGAUGGAGAAACAGGUGACAAAAGUGCCUUAGCUUCCUGAUACCAGAUACAAAUCCCAAUUUUGGGGGGGUUGCUAGGUUAGUGGUUAGUUGUUAGACUGUUAGUUGCUAACAAUCCCAAAGAGAUAUUCUGACAGCCAAGGAUUUCUGAGACACAGAGGCAUUCUGGCCACAUGCCCUUUUUUCCUUGCCAUGACUCCGUACUAUGUGGGGAGAGGGUUGUAGCCCAGAAGAUCUUACUCUGGUUCUAUAAUCCUCAAGGAUCCAUUUAAAAUGGUUUAUGGUGAGGAUCCCCACUGUGGUUAGGGCAACUUUAUGCUGGGGAAUUAGAUGCCAUAAAGUUGCUACAGUUCAGAGCAAGAUGAAAGACCAGGAUGAUGACAUUUUUACGUGCACUUUGUUUUAAUUAGUGUAGGUAUAAAUGAUUAUACAAGGUUCAUGAAAGUGCAACCUUGGCCCUUUAAUUACUCUCUGUUGGUUCAUCACUCAUUGUGAAACAGACAUUUGUUUCUGUUCCAUAAUAGCCUGGUAGAGAGCUUAAUGCAAUAUAAGGCAACCCUAACACGCCUCUAAUUUGUGCUGAGGGCUAGCUAACCAGCAGGAAAGAACAUGGAGGCGUGAAAGUUGCUUCAAAUCUGUAAGCUUCAUUGGCUCCUCUCCUUUUGAGCUGAAAUCAGCACAGCUCUGCUGCUGUUCUACAUCAAGACUGCACAAUACCUAACUUUUCCAUGCCAAAGGCUAAUGGUGAAAUCUUAACUCAGCUGAUGUUAAAACUGCUAUUGCCUUACACAGGAUUAGUCAGGAUUUCACUUCAGUUAUUGGCUGACUAUCCAUUGCCAACAGGUCAGAUUUUCCUAUCUUAGUCCUGCAGCAAUGGUCGAAACUUCAGACUAUGAUUGCGAAAACCUUAUCCCUUAUGCAAUAUAAGUAAUUUUAGUCAUGUGUAGAAUCCGAUUGGUUCAAUGCAGAUUUGGACUAUUAGGUGAUAUUCACCAUCUAGUCUGCACUUGGAUAAUGCAUUAACAGGUUUAAAACAUUGUUUACAGGGAUUCUGUAUUAAUAUAGUGAAAACAAUAGGAUAACCUUAAUUAAUUACCUUUGAAUUUAAAAUUUACAAGUAAGAUCUCCAUUCCUCCUUGUUAAGCCAUUGUACUGAACAAGCAUUUAUAACAUAUGUUUCUGAGCUUUAUAAAAGAAAAUACUUAAAAAAUGUUAUAGACACCUACUUUCAGAACUGUAUGUGUUUGAGGAUUAAUAAAGCUUUUCAUGUUGGGUAA